UUUUCAAUUAUUUGUCUGUCAAAACAAUAGAAAAUUGGGUUUAUGACUUGUUUUUUUAAUUUUCAGAUUUUUGGUUUAUUGAAAAAUUAAAAUGGUAUUAUUGGCUAAGGCAUUGGACUAAACCAUAUGACAAAUGGGGAGUCAGAGGUGGUUGGUUACCCCCUUUUAUUGGUCAGUUUUUUUUUCCAUUGUAGCCAACAACACACCCCACAUCUGCAUCUCACCCAGAUAAGAGGUUGCUUGUACAGCUCGUUAAGCUUGAAGCCAUGUGUUUAGUCCGAUACAAGUCCAUAAACCCAAUUUUCAACUGUUUUGACAGAAAAAUUAUUGAGAAUUUGAAUUUUCAACCCAUUUUUUAAAUGUUCUAUUCAUGGAUAUUAGUUAGAUAAAUAAACUGAUAAGCGUUACAUGGACCGUUAACCACUGAUUGCACAUCUAAGUAGUUAAAAUCUAGCAAGUGCAUACAUUUCUUUUCACACUUUAUAGCUGUGCACAACACUAUCCUGAGGAGAAAACAGACCUGCCGAGGGCUUCACCCCUCCAAUGUCAUUCUAUUUAUCCACUCUGUAUUAAUUGAUCUAUUUAAAGUUAUAAUAUUUGAACGCCAAAAUAUGGUAAUAUAUGGCUUAUUGCUUAGUUAUAAAAUGGUCACAGCGAUGAUAGUUUUCAUUGACCUAAUAAGGUACUGCGAUGGCUGUAAACAGGUAACUGAUACAACGCAUUUAGAAAACCAACAGCCCCUUAAGUUUUUCAUAUUUAGUCAUGCCAGUGUCUCAAUUUCCUGCAUUAAAUAAAUUGAUUUAUCUAGAACGCAUACUCCACACUUUUAAGGAUUCGUUUAUUUUGAAAAUGCAUACACAUACAUUGUAUAUUAGAAGACAAAACUGAAAUAUAAUUGUCUCUUGAGUUCAACCGUGUGAAAGCAGAUUUGGCAGUAAUAACAGUGUAAUAACCAUGGUGAGAUCCAAGUGCAGACUCAGGAGGCAGGUGUACAAACUAGGCAAGGUUUAUUGUCUUCAAUAGGUAAAGACAGGUCAUGUGAAAGCAGAUUUGGCAGUAAUAACAGUGUAAUAACCAUGGUAAGAUCCGAGUGCAGACUCAGGAGGCAGGUGUACAAACUAGGCAAGGUUUAUUGUCUUCAAUAGGUAAAGACAGGUCAUGUGAAAGUAGAUUUGGCAGUAAUAACAGUGUAAUAACCAUGGUAAGAUCCAAGUGCAGACUCAGGAGGCAGGUGUACAAACUAGGCAAGGUUUAUUGUCUUCAAUAGGUAAAGACAGGUCAUGUGAAAGCAGAUUUGGCAGUAAUAACAGUGUAAUAACCAUGGUGAGAUCCAAGUGCAGACUCAGGAGGCAGGUGUACAAACUAGGCAAGGUUUAUUGUCUUCAAUAGGUAAAGACAGGUCAUGUGAAAGCAGAUUUGGCAGUAAUAACAGUGUAAUAACCAUGGUGAGAUCCAAGUGCAGACUCAGGAGGCAGGUGUACAAACUAGGCAAGGUUUAUUGUCUUCAAUAGGUAAAGACAGGUCACGUGAAAGCAGAUUUGGCAGUAAUAACAGUGUAAUAACCAUGGUAAGAUCCGAGUGCAGACUCAGGAGGCAGGUGUACAAACUAGGCAAGGUUUAUUGUCUUCAAUAGGUAAAGACAGGUCAUGGGAAAUCAGGGUUUGGUACACAUGAAUAACAAUAGCAGUAAGCAGACAAGGAAUGGGCAGAGUUCAGGUAAAGGCAAGCAGAGGUAUGCACACCGGAAAGCAACAAAACUUACACGUAUGGGGUCAUAGAAAAUACAGCCUGGCAAGAACGACACAGGAAUCAUCAAGACAAACUGCCAACCAGAACAGACAUCCACCAGAUGAACUGACAACCAGAACAGACAUCCACCAGAUGAACUGACAACCAGAACAGACAUCCACCAGAUGAACUGAGAACCAGAACAGACAUCCACCAGAUGAAAUGACAACCAGAACAGACAUCCACAAGAUGAACUGACAACCAGAACAGACAUCCACCAGAUGAACUGACAACCAGUACAAUGAACGCAGAGUAGCAGGAUAAAUGUGUGUUUAAAGAACUGGGAUGGAGCCUGUGUCUUGACCACUGACCUGCUUCUUCCGUGGAAAGCAGAAUGACCCGACAAGACGUUUAUGGUUGGUUCUGAUGGCAGGGAGGUGUUUAUGGUCCCGAAAUAUCCUACAGAAUGGACGCCUCGCAGAAGUCUUCCUACAUAACAGAGCUCAGCGGAGAUGCCAGUGCUGGGUUAGCACUUCAGCUCCCCUCUCUGCCAGACUACCUUCAAAAACACACACACCGCUACCAGACUGAGUGGUCGACAUCCCUUCUCCAUGUACUUGAUGCAGGUGAAACGAAACUUACCCCAGAGUGUAAGGAGCAGCACGUUGCUUCAACUCUCACUGUCACAACAGAGAACAACAAUUCCAGAUCUGUUCACUACAGGCACAGUUAGGGGCCGGGCUGUUUACCUUUGUUUGAUUGGCGGCUGUAGCAGAGAUGGCCCGAGGAAGAGGAGUGGCUAAUGGGAUUCUGUUCCUGCUGACACUCUGUCUGCAAGCCAACACAGGUCAAUGUCAAGAUGCAGACAAUCUGAGGAUAGUUCUGGUGGGGAAGACUGGAUCAGGGAAGAGUGCAGCAGGAAACACCAUCCUGGGGAGGGAGGCGUUUAAAUCAGAGCCUUCUCCAGUGUCUGUGACAUCACAGAGUGAGAAACAGAGUGGAGAUGUGAACGGGAGGAAGAUUGAUGUCAUCGACACCCCAGGACUCUUUGACACAAAAAUGUCUCAGGAAAAGAUGAAGAGGGAGAUUAAGAACGCCAUCUAUAUGUCAGUCCCAGGACCUCAUGUGUUCCUCCUGGUGGUCAGACUGGGGAGGUUCACAGAGGAGGAGCAGAACGCUGUGAAGUGGAUCCAGGAGAACUUUGGAGAAGAAGCCUCAAUGUACACCAUUGUGCUGUUUACUUAUGCAGAUCAACUGAAUGGCAAAUCUGUUAAGGAAUUUCUGAAACAGAGCUCAGAUCUUCGUAAGCUUGUCUUCCGCUGUGGGGGCAGAUAUCACUCUCUUACCAACGAAGGCAGAAAAGACAAGACACAGGCAACUGAGCUGCUUGAGAAGAUAAAGGAGAUGGUGGAGGAGAAUGAUGGACAACAUUACACCACUGAUGUCUAUGAAGAGGCUCAUAGGAAGAUCAGAUAUGCAGAAAUGCAGAAUGAUCUGAGAAUAGUUCUACUGGGGAAGACUGGAUCAGGGAAGAGUGCAACAGGAAACACCAUCCUGGGGAGGAAAGACGCCUUUAAAUCAGAGUCUUCUCCAGUGUCUGUGACAUCACAGAGUGAGAAACAGAGUGGAGAUGUGAACGGAAUGAAGAUUGAUGUCAUCGACACCCCAGGACUCUUUGACACAAAAAUGUCUCAGGAAGAGAUGAAGAUGGAGAUCAAGAAUUCCAUCUAUAUGUCAGUCCCAGGACCUCAUGUGUUCCUCCUGGUAAUCAGACUGGGGGUGAGGUUCACAGAGGAGGAGCAGAACACUGUGAAGUGGAUCCAGGAGAACUUUGGAGAAGAAGCCUCAAUGUACACCAUCGUGCUGUUUACUCACGCAGAUCAACUGAACGGAAAAUCUGUUGAGGAAUUUCUUAAAAAAAGCCCAGACUUAGAAAGGCUUGUCAACAGCUGUAGGGGCAGAUACCACUCUCUUAUCAAUGAUGGGAGAAGAGACAAGACUCAAGUAACAGAGCUGCUGGAGAAGAUAAAGGAGAUGUUGAAGGGUAAUGGGGGACUACAUUACACCAGUGAUGUCUAUGAAGAAGCUCAGAGGGAGAUUAAAUGUGCAAUAUCUCACUGUAAAUGGAGAGCUCUUGGCAACAUAGCCGCAACUGCAGUAGGUCUGUAUUUUGCUUCACCAGUGUUGGUGACAGCAGGUGUAGUUGGAGGUGCCAAUACACUUGAAUGCACUAAGGAGUUUUUUGAAUGUUACAUUCCCAAAAUAUAUUAGCGUUGCCAGUUUAGCCAGGAACCCCAAGUGGUAAUUGGCCAGUGAUCCAUGUUAUUAAUAAUAUCACAGUGAUGUAAUUGUUGGUAGUAGCGUAUAAACGAUCAUGUGAUGGCACUGAGUCUCCCCAGAGGAGCAGAAUGUUAUGCCAAGACACUGCAUGUACAAUGCUGUGCAUGACUUCUCGAAUAAAAUAAUAAACUAA
This is a messenger RNA of Esox lucius (northern pike), 4201 nucleotides long. RefSeq names its product GTPase IMAP family member 8-like. The transcript is spliced from 8 exons. The record is from RefSeq and is a predicted model, not a curated record. NCBI's taxonomy places the organism in Eukaryota, Metazoa, Chordata, Actinopteri, Esociformes, Esocidae. Gene Ontology annotation, molecular function: GTP binding. The coding region runs from base 2506 to 3999 and encodes 497 amino acids.